GCUGCUGAUAGGACCUGCCUGCCUCUCGCCUCUCUCCUCUCAGCACACUUGCAGCCAAAACUGAAUGUUCCUGCUCUGGGGCCUCCUUCCAGUCUUAAAUUUCAGCUCAUCAUCUUAAGCUGCCUGGGUCAUGGCUCUGCUAUUCUCCUUGAUCCUUGCUAUUUGCACCGGACCUGUUCUCUUAGGAUCUUCAUCCAGAGUGCGACUGGUGGGAAGCACCCGCCGCUGCGAAGGGCGGGUGGAAGUGGAAAAGGAAGGUCACUGGGGUGCCGUGUGUGAUGAUGGCUGGGACAUCAAAGACGUUGCUGUGGUAUGCCGAGAGCUGGGCUGUGGAGAAGCCAGGGGGACACCCAGUGGUAUUUUAUAUAAACCAUCAUCAGAAGAAGAGCGAAAAUUCCUCAUCCAAGACGUCGAUUGCAAUGGCAUGGAAGAUACACUGUUUCAAUGUGAGCAUGAAGACGUUUUUAAUUGCUUAGACAAUGAGGCUGCAGGAGCGUUGUGUGAGAUUCCAGAGAGUGUGCGGUUGGCUGGUGGCACCGGGGCCUGCAAUGGGAGAGUGGAGGUGAAGCACCAAGGGCAGUGGGGCACCGUGUGCAAAACAGGCUGGAGCCUCUUGGAUGCAAAGGUGGUGUGCCGGCAGUUGGGGUGUGGGAGGGCCAUACUGACCAAAAGAUCCUGCAACAAAGCUACCAAGGGCCAAGGGCCCAUCUGGCUGAGUCACGUGUCAUGCUCAGGACAAGAAGUAAGCCUUCAGGAUUGCCCUUCUGAGCCUUGGGGGAUGAACAACUGCACCCACGAUGAGGACAUGUGGGUUGAAUGUGAAGAUCCUUUUAAGUUGAGGUUGGUAGGAGGAAACAACAGCUGCUCUGGGCGACUGGAGGUGCUGCACAAGGGCAAAUGGGGCUCUGUCUGUGAUGAUGGCUGGGGAGAAAAGGAGGACCGGGUCGUGUGCAAGCAACUUGACUGUGGACAGUCCCUCUUUCCAUCUGUCAAAGUCCGGAGAAGAUUUGGACCUGGGAAUGGCCCCAUCUGGCUGGAUGAUGUUCAUUGUUCAGGGGAGGAGUAUUCCCUGGAGGAGUGUGGGCACAGGUUGUGGGGAUAUCACAACUGCAAACACAAGGAAGAUGUGGCUGUGAUCUGCUCAGGACAGCAGCCUGGGCUUCCUGACGCUUGACAUGACCCUCACAGGCCCCGAGUAUCCUUUGCUUCCUCAUGGGUCCUGAUUGGCCCAGCAUGAGCAUUGGGCCUGCUGGCUUUAGCCACCACUCCCUCAGCCUCUCAGCAAGAGUCUGAACAAUUGCUUAUGCCUUGCUCUCUGAGCUAAACACCCCCAUCAUUGCCUGGAGAUAUGAGUUGUUGAAUUCCCUCUUGCUGGGGAAGAUGAGCUCCCGGUCAUCUUCUCCUCACUACUGACCCCUUGGCAUUGGUUUUGACCUCUCCGGCCUCCUUAACACGCCUGGGAUCUCCAGGCCUGUUACUGUGACAGUACUGGCCAUUACCAAGGCAAGAUCCAUGUCUAUAAAGAACGUGAAAGGAAGGAGACAACGAAAGGAACAUUUGAAAGGGUAUGUGGUUAGAUGAUUACGUGGAACCUGAGGGAAAGUUUAGAGUCUUUUUGAACUCUUUUCCUCAAGUUUCAGGUGAUCACAACAAUUAAUGACACCUCAUUACUCUCCUAUUCCUUGGUAAGAGUAGACCAUUCUUUCAGUAGCAGAGCAGCAUCUUGUAAUCAUAGACUUUUUCAUGACGCUUGGAAAAAGAUGUUGUGCUUCCUGAAUGGCCAUAAUAAAAUACCUUUUUUGUCCAUGUACAUACAACUUGCUGACAUAAUUGGCAUUUAACAAGAAGAAUCUCACAAAUGCAUUUUAGUUUAUCUAAGGAAAAAUUGGCUAUGAGGCUUCCACUGGAAGAAAGGAAAAGAAGAGGCAGAAAGAGUUUGAGGAGGUCCAAAGUUGUGCCUCAUACCAACAAGAUAAUAUCAUUUUCAUUUUAUCAACUCAGACUUUGGGGUCUGCAAGCAUGAGGCAAGAGAGAACGAUACAAAGGAGAGAAUCAAGACAAUGCUAAAAAUCAACAACUUUAGACUCUGGGGCUAAGUUGAGUACCUGCAAUAUACCUACAUUAAUGCUAUCUAAUAAAGUAGAUCUCAUAGUCUCCACAGUUGCUUCUCUGUGUGAUGUGCUCUUUCUACCCACAGGGAAGCAGUGUGCCAGCUUCUUGGUGACACCCUUUUAGGCAGGGUUAGUUAAAAGAGAACAUAGAAAUAUUACUCUAGUCAGGAUGUGGAACUCUUUCUCUGUUUCCUAGAAUGGGAAAAUAAGUAGAGAAAUCUAACUUCAUAGAAGAGAAGAAAAUGUCUUAACAGACAUUUGGGGAUCUGCUCUGUCUACUCAAAGAGAUUUUGCUUUUAUCUGAUCAGUUCUCACAAGGCUUCCUGAUUUUCCCCACAGACUACUAUCCUGUCGCUCUCACCCUGUAUUAUCUGGAAUCUAGAAGCCUGCUGAUCUGCCUUGAUUGAGUCAUUGAAAAGCUCUCUUAUCCUAGUAGAGUAGAUCAGACUUGGAAUUUCACAAAAUAAAAUUUGAUUUUCCCUUAGGUUCUACAUUAAAAUUUCUUUUGUAAAAUUCCAACUCAAUAAAACCCCUGAGAACCAAUGAGAUAAAAGUAAUAGCUCUUGGUGGAGAUGGUGUGAAUCUCACUCCAAGAGCAAGACCUGACAAUAUCCUAAUAGAUAGUGUCAGUGGGUCCGAUAAGAUUGCGUCAUUAAGGAGAGGAAAUUGAGAAGCUGAAAGAUGAAGUUGACACUGGCCGGUUAGCACUGUCCAUAGAAGAUGAUUCCCUGACUAAAAAUGUGUCUCUUUAAUCUUGGUGUCCAAAGAUAAAAUAGCAUAUCAGAGCCUGAAGUGAUCAGCGUACUGUCAGUGACUGCCUGUGUUCACAAAUACUCCUGUUUGUUUCUUCUUCCCGGACAUGCCACUAGUCUCUCCCAAGUUUCUCUUAGAUGAUGCCCCAGCCAGCCCUCCUAGCCCCUCCCUAGCAAGGCAGUCCAGUAAACUUGAGCUCUGCAUUCAGGGGGAGUAUUGCCCAUUGGGUAGGUUAGGGUUUAUGAGCUGGCAUAUGACUUGUCCUCCGAGAGCCUCUCCUGUGACCCUCUCCCCACCCUUGCUCAGGUCCGGAUUCCAAACUACUUUGAACUGUUUGGCAUGUGCAUGUGCAGUAUGUACCCUUUUAGCCAUCCUGAGGCAGCCUGGGUCCUCCAGGCCUGUGGAGGUGGGGCUCAGCCCCACCAUCUUCAUAGUCUCCAAUGUGGAGGGAACUCAGCGCCUGAAAAUCACCCUGAGGUGGCAGCUACAACUGGUGACAGUCAGUCCCCAUUUGGCCUUGCUGCCUGAUAGGGUCCUGGGAUUCUCCAGCUCCCAAGCUUUUAUCAGAUGAUACCCAAGCCAGUCAGUAGGGCUUGGCCCUGGCAAGGCAGGACAGUCUCCUGCUGCUCUGUCUUCAGAAGGAACAUGCACCUUUGUGUAGACUAGCCUUUGGAAUUAGCCAUAUGCAUUGUGUCCCCAAGCUCCUCCUCCUGUGAAAAAACCUCUUCUAACCAGUGCCAUGUUCCAGAUCCCCAGCUACCAUGAACUGUGAGGAGGUGCAUGGGGAGUACACACACUUUCAGCCCUUCUUGGGCAGUAGGACCCUCCUGGCCCGUGGAGC
This is a messenger RNA of Equus quagga, 3705 nucleotides long. RefSeq names its product CD5 molecule like (gene CD5L). Gene Ontology annotation, cellular component: membrane. Bases 131 to 1174 code for a protein of 347 amino acids. The record is from RefSeq and is a predicted model, not a curated record. Lineage: Eukaryota; Metazoa; Chordata; Mammalia; Perissodactyla; Equidae. The transcript is spliced from 6 exons.